This is a messenger RNA of Arachis stenosperma, 891 nucleotides long. RefSeq lists its product as uncharacterized. Bases 1 to 891 code for a protein of 296 amino acids. The transcript is spliced from 2 exons. Lineage: Eukaryota; Viridiplantae; Streptophyta; Magnoliopsida; Fabales; Fabaceae. Gene Ontology annotation, biological process: proteolysis. Gene Ontology annotation, molecular function: aspartic-type endopeptidase activity. The record is from RefSeq and is a predicted model, not a curated record.
AUGAGCAACAAUGACACUCCAAAGAAACAAAAGGAGAUCAUCAAGGAACCAACAGAGGAAGAGAAGCAAACAAAAGCAGAUCAAGCUGAGGAGCAAGCUGUGGUGCCAACCAAAAACAAUGAGAAACUCAAAGAACAGGAGAACCAGCUACAUAGCUUAAAGGAAAAGACUCAAGGAAAGCAGCAGAUCGAAAAGCACCUCACACCUCCACUACCAUAUCCUCAGAGAUUCAACAAGGAGUUCUUGAAGGACCUUAUCAAUAAGAAGAGAAGUUGGCUUGAAAAGGAAACCAUAUUACUGACAGAGGAAUGCAGUGCUGUGAUUCAGCGGGGCAUUCCCCCAAAACUCAAGGAUCCGGGUGGCUUUGUAGUGUCAUGCACCAUUGGAAAAACAAUUCUCAACAAAGCUCUCUGUGACCUUGGUGCCAGCAUCAAUUUAAUGCCUCUCUCAAUGAUGAGAAAACUUGAUAUAGAAGAGCUCAAACCCACCAGGAUGUCAUUAGUUAUGGCUGACAGAUCCAUUAAGACACCCAAUGGAAUUGUGGAAAAUCUAUUGGUGAAGAUUGGGGAAUUCAUCUUCCCAGCAGAUUUUGUGAUCUUGGAUACUGAAGAGGAAGGAAGUGACUCAAUCAUUUUGGGGAGGCCGUUCUUACACACAGCAAGAGCCAUCAUCGAUGUAGAAAAAGGAGAAAUGGUCUUCAGGGUCCAUAAUGAACAAAUGAUCAUAAAUGUUUUCAAGUCAAUGCAAAAUAGCCCUGAGCAAGAGGAUUAUGUAAAAGUGGAUAUGAUAGAGAGUUUGGUGGAAGAAAUGCUGGAAGAAAGUUCUCAAGAGCAAGAAGGAGAUCAAAGUGCAAUAGAAGAACAAGUAGCCGAGACCUUCACAAGCAAAUAG